AUUAAGGAUAUAGUCACAAGAUGUCUAUGGUUUCUGCUUCAACAACACUUGUUCCUUCUUCAUCAACCCAUGGUCUUGCCAUCACAUCUGAUUUGCGUCGACAUCUUGCAGAUUAUCAUCCUUCUCUUUGGAACGAUUAUUUCCUUCAAUAUGCUUCCGAAUCUUUGGAAGUUGAUGAGGAAAUGGGGAAACAAGUUGAAACGGUGAAAGAAGAAGUGAGGAAGAUGCUUAUAUCUCCGAUGGAGAAGCCCUUCAUAACCAAACUUGAACUGAUUGAUUCAAUUCAACGUCUGGGAUUGUCGUACCAUUUUGAACAUGAGAUCGAUGGGCUCUUGCACCAAAUUCACAAUGCUUACGUGGAAGACAAUCAAAUCCUAACUCAUACCGAAGAUCUCAACUCUCUUGCUCUACUUUUUAAGCUACUGAGGCAACAAGGAUAUCCCAUUUCACCUGAUGUGUUCAACAAGUUCAAGGAUGAUGAAGGAAACUUUAGUGAAAAGAUGGCAUCAGAUAUCCAAGGAAUGCUGAGUCUGUAUGAAGCUGCAUAUCUCAGUGUUCAUGGAGAGGACAUUUUGGACGAAGCACUUGUUUUCACUUGGAAUCGUCUUCGCUCCAUCACAGUUGAAUCAAACCUUUUUCUUGCAGAAAAACUUCAACAAAGCUUAAAGCAGUGUCCUUACAGGGGAUUGCCAAGGCUUGAGGCAAGAAAGUACAUUUCCAUAUACCACCUUCAUCCUUCCUGUGAUCAAGUUCUUCUGAUGCUGGCAAAAUUAGAUUUCAAUAUGCUCCAAAAACUGCAUCAGAAAGAGUUCGGCAAUAUCUGCAAGUGGUGGAACAAAUUGGAUGUGCCAAGAAAUGUAUCAUACGCGAGAAACAGGAUCGUGGGAUUAUGCUUCUGGGUUCUCACGGUUUAUUUUGAGCCUCAGUACUCUAAAGCUAGAAGGAUGAUGACCAAAGUAAUUGGCCUGUUAUCCAUCAUUGAUGAUACAUACGAUGCCUAUGGAACAAUUGACGAGCUAGAACUCCUCACCGAGGCAAUCCAGAGGUGGGAUAUUUGUUGCUUGAAUGAUCUCCCAGAAUACAUCAAGUUAGUUUACAAGGAAGUGUUGAAUGUUUUCCAAGAAAUAGAUGAAGACAUGAGGAAGGAAGGGAGAUCAUACAGUGUUCCCUAUGCCAAACAUGAGUUUAAAAAGGCUGUGCGAGCCUACAUGACGGAAGCAAGAUGGUUAAAUAAGAACCAUGUUCCGACAACAGAGGAGUACAUCAACGUAUCAACCGUAACAACUUGUUAUCCAGCGCUUUCUACGACUUCUUUUCUGGGCAUGGGAAACAUAGCUUCGGAGGAUAUCUUCAAGUGGGCCCAAACUCACCCUAAAGUCGUCAAAGCUUCUCCAGUUAUUUGCAGACUCAUGGAUGACAUUGUCUCCAGUGAGUUUGAGAAGAGAAGAGGGCACGUUGCGUCACUGACAGAAUGCUACAUGAAGGAACAUGGAGUGUCGAAAGAGGACGCCAUAGAUGAACUAGAGAAGAUGAUUAGGAGUGCAUGGAAGGAUGUGGACCAGGAAUGUCUGAGACCAACUCAAGUGGCAAAGCCCAUUCUGAUGAGAGUUCUCAAUCUUGCUCGAUUCAUGGAUGUCAUUUACAAGGAUGCUGAUAACUUUACGCAUUCUGCAGGAAUCAUGAAGGACUCUAUUCAACUUGUAAUUCUAGACCCUGUGCCAAUUUGAGCAACUUGUUCUUACUUAUUAAUCUUACAUAUCUGGGCAAAAGUAUAUUAUUUUUAAGAUGUACUGGUGUAAGUGUACUUAAACUGUUGAAUAAA
Prosopis cineraria is the source of this 1822-nucleotide messenger RNA. RefSeq names its product (-)-germacrene D synthase-like. The transcript is spliced from 7 exons. Lineage: Eukaryota; Viridiplantae; Streptophyta; Magnoliopsida; Fabales; Fabaceae. The coding region runs from base 21 to 1727 and encodes 568 amino acids. Gene Ontology annotation, molecular function: magnesium ion binding; terpene synthase activity. Gene Ontology annotation, biological process: diterpenoid biosynthetic process. The record is from RefSeq and is a predicted model, not a curated record.